This is a messenger RNA of Tripterygium wilfordii, 703 nucleotides long. RefSeq names its product RING-box protein 1a. The transcript has 5 exons. The coding region runs from base 86 to 442 and encodes 118 amino acids. Gene Ontology annotation, cellular component: nucleus; cullin-RING ubiquitin ligase complex. Gene Ontology annotation, molecular function: ubiquitin protein ligase activity; cullin family protein binding; zinc ion binding. Lineage: Eukaryota; Viridiplantae; Streptophyta; Magnoliopsida; Celastrales; Celastraceae. The record is from RefSeq and is a predicted model, not a curated record. Gene Ontology annotation, biological process: ubiquitin-dependent protein catabolic process; protein ubiquitination.
CAUUAUUAACUCCACACUCCUUCCUUCCAUAACCACCCAAACAGAGCCAAAGCGAUCCCUAGUUUUUCGACCGAGAGUGUGUACGAUGGCGACCCUGGAUUCCGACGUCCCGAUGGUUCCUGUAGGCGAGUCAUCUAGCAGUGCUGCUCCUUCUUCCUCCUCUAAGAAGCCCAAACGCUUCGAGAUUAAGAAGUGGAGCGCGGUCGCUCUCUGGGCAUGGGACAUUGUUGUCGACAACUGUGCUAUCUGCAGGAAUCAUAUUAUGGAUCUUUGCAUUGAGUGCCAAGCAAAUCAGGCCAGCGCCACUAGUGAGGAGUGCACAGUUGCUUGGGGAGUUUGCAACCAUGCAUUCCAUUUUCAUUGCAUCAGCCGAUGGCUUAAAACUCGUCAAGUUUGUCCACUGGAUAACAGCGAGUGGGAGUUUCAGAAGUAUGGGCAUUAGACUGUUUGAACAAUUUAACAAGUGGAAUUUCUUACAAAAGGGGCCUUUUCACGUUGCCAGAGUAGAAUGUUCAAACUCCUCCUAUAUGUUCAGCUCUAUAGAUUUUGUUAUGUUCUGGAUAUUCGGAUAUUUGAUGUGCGAAGUUUUAUUAUUAGCUAUUGUGGAAAUGAAUAUGAGGCUCCCUCCUUCCCUCCCUCUCUACUUUGUGGAUGCAUUGAACUUUUCACUAUUGGAAUGAUUUCUUUUGUGGGUGGGAUGAAA